AUGCAUCGUUUGUCUUUCAUUUCCCUUGCUCUCCUUGUCUGCUUCGUCAACGCUGGAAUCUUGGAUUCCCUUCUAGGAAACGAAAACGACAAAAAAAUGAUUGAGAUCACAUCGAACGAUCAGGUUUAUAAUUUCCCAAAAGUCUCAAACCGCAUGACAUUCUUCAGAAUCAACCCGAACCGGAUAAUGCUCGAAACCCAGUUGAGGAAACUGGUCUUGCACUUCUUACCGAUGAUCAACCCAUUUCUAACAUGGACGAUCUAACUUCCGAAGGCCAGUCCGGAGUGGUUAUCCGUGCUAAACGGUACUAUGGAUGCGGUUGCGGAUGCUGCGGUUGCGGAUGCUGUGGAACUGUUGCCCCAGCCGCCACUGUCAUGCCAUGCGGAUGCGGAUGUUGCGGAUGCGGAUGGGGAUAA
Messenger RNA from Caenorhabditis sp. 36 PRJEB53466, 416 nucleotides. The record is from the annotation of a GenBank genome assembly. NCBI's taxonomy places the organism in Eukaryota, Metazoa, Nematoda, Chromadorea, Rhabditida, Rhabditidae.